Messenger RNA from Theileria equi strain WA, 2091 nucleotides. RefSeq lists its product as hypothetical. Lineage: Eukaryota; Apicomplexa; Aconoidasida; Piroplasmida; Theileriidae. Bases 1 to 2091 code for a protein of 696 amino acids. The transcript has a single exon. The record is from RefSeq and is a predicted model, not a curated record.
AUGAAUGUCUUCUCAGUACUGUUUACAGUGUCUCUGGUUGGACUCUGCCACUGUGGAGAGCUCGGUAGUCUCCGUAAAGAGACUGGAGAUGUCGUCUUGGACCUCUCUUCUCCGGACUCUUCUUCAUUAUCUCUGGGUGAUUAUCUGAUUCAUGGAGUGAGUCACAAGGCUUUUGUUCCCAAGGUUGGUAGCUUUUUAGUAGCCAUAGUGGAUAACAGGGAUACCCUUUGGACUUCUACGGACCCUCAAGAAGGAUGUACAGGUGCCUACCUUUUUUCCAGGGAAGGACACUCUUCUCUUCUCAGUGUCUAUACAAGGGGUGCCGGAGAUGAGACCUUUUGUUUUGAAAAGGAUGCUGGAGCAUGGAAGAAUGUGGACAAGAGAUACUUCGAACAUAGGCUCCACUUAAUGAAGGACUUUUCUGCAUCUGCUGGUGAGAGGCUGGGAGGACCUGAGACUUUACCAGAAGACGCUGUAGGUGCUCCAAAGGAGCAUGCAGCUGAGCUUGAUUUUGCUACCCUCGGAUGCCCAUUGGAAGGAUUCUCAGGUACAGAAGCUAAGCCAAAGGUCACUCUUCCUCCCACAGAAUCUAACAAUAAUAGUGAAGAUGCGAGUGAAAACAAGGUGGAAGGAGGUGCUCCAGAUGAUGAGGAAGAGUCCGGAGAUAUCCCACCUGAAAGUUCUCCAAGUACCGCUGCAGAACCAUCACCAACUGAAGAUACUGAACAGACUGCCGUUUCUUCAAGUGACCCCGUAGAUCAGCAACCUACAGAGGUGAGUGAGCUUCAGGAGUCUGAGCCUUUACAGUCUACUGAAUCUCCUCAAGAAGUAGCAUAUCAACAGAGUGAGGCUCCUGUAGAGACCACAUCCGAUAAUGUACGAGAACCAGAGGUACCAGAAGAUUCCAAAGAUGACAACCCAGAGGUUACUCCUCAAGAAGUAGCAUAUCAACAGAGUGAGGCUCCUUUAGAGGAUCCCAAGCCAGUAUCUAAUGAGGAAGAAUCUAGUAAUGAGCAAGAGGAGCUAGGAGACCUUGAUGAUCAAGACUCUGAAGAGACUCUUGUAGAAGAAGUACAGCCAGAAGUUGCUCCUGCAGAAUCUCCAGAGGAUGAUGAACCUGGGAAUGGAUCAGAAAAGGAGUUUGGAGAUUCAGAGUCGACUGGGUAUGAAUCCAGUGACAAUAAUUUACCAGAAACUAAAGUAGAAGAGCCAGAAGAACCUGUAAGCCCUUUCCUGGAUAAGGUAGACUCUACUCUCUUUAAUGUAGAGAAUGGACAAGAAGACGGUGUUCCAGUUCUUAAACUCAAAGUCAAGGAGGGUAUUAAAGCUGAUAAGCUCACAUUCGGGGAUUUGACGCUAUGGCAGGGUCAAAAUUCCGGUGAUUCAUGCUCAACUGCCACCUUAUAUAUGGGAGAAAAUGAACCAAUAGCUGCUUCGUACAGAUUCAAGAGAGACGGAAAACUGAUUGAAGGUUACCGCAAGUUUGUAGAUGGCAACUGGUUCCAAGUCAAUAGUGCUGGCUUCAAGAAAUUGAUAGGGAAAGAUGAUCAUGUCACAAAACCUAAAGAACCAUCUACUAAUGGUGGAUCUAAAGAGAAUCUCAGAGCAGUUCCACCUCAACAUGGUGAAGUAUCCUCUGAAGAGGCUCAGGUAGAGGUUGCAUCCGAUACUGCUUUACAGGAGGGGGAGAAUGUGGACAAACCUGAGGUACCUCCAGAUGAAGAAUCUCCUGUAACAGCCUCAUCUGGACAGGGUGGUCCUGUCCUGGAUCUUGCAAAUCCUGACCAGUCAAAAGUACAUAUAGGUGACCGCUCUGGUAAUGGAGUAAAUUCCAAGAAGUAUUAUCCAAAGGAUGGAUAUGAUAUAGGCUCAGUGACAGAUGGAGAUAAAGAACUUUGGAAAUCAACCGGAGCUGGUCAAAAGUGUUGCUUCGCUAGGUUUUAUUCAAAGGGAGAAUCUAUUCUGGUUACAAUAGGGAUAAGCAAAGGUAGUGACUCGGAAGCUAAAUUCUUUGAGAAAGUUGGUGGACAGUGGAAGGGUCUUAAUAGGGAUGUCUUCUUUAAUAAAUUUAAUGAAAUGAUAAAGUCUUGA